Messenger RNA from Cordyceps militaris CM01, 1101 nucleotides. RefSeq names its product Leucine carboxyl methyltransferase superfamily. The transcript is spliced from 2 exons. The record is from RefSeq and is a predicted model, not a curated record. Lineage: Eukaryota; Fungi; Ascomycota; Sordariomycetes; Hypocreales; Cordycipitaceae. The coding region runs from base 1 to 1101 and encodes 366 amino acids. Gene Ontology annotation, biological process: C-terminal protein methylation. Gene Ontology annotation, molecular function: protein C-terminal leucine carboxyl O-methyltransferase activity.
AUGUCUGCGCCGCAAAUACCAAAUCUGCUCUCCCUGCGAGGUGGUCGCGGGGGCCGAGGCGGCGGUCUUCGCACUCGGCGAGGUGGCGGUCCCGUCGUUGCGGGCGCCGACCACGAUUCCACGAUUCAAGGCACAGAUACGGAUGCCGCCGUCUCGCGACUCAGUGCCGUCGAUGCCGGGUAUCUAGAGGAUCCGUAUGCGGCCUUUUUCGUUUCGCGCAUGGACGGACUGCCGCAGAGAAGGUUUCCCAUCAUUAACCGUGGCACUUAUACGCGGACGUCAGCCCUUGACAGACUUGUUCAGUCCUUCUUAUCGCCUGCGGCAGGAGAGUCGGCCGCGUCAACUGAGCGACAGAUUGUCUCUCUCGGAGCCGGCACCGACACUCGCCCAUUUCGCCUCUUUGCGGGCGCUGGCCCGCAUCAGAAACUCACAUACCAUGAACUGGACUUUGAUGUGACGAGUCGCAGGAAGCUCCAAAUCGUACAGGGAAACCGGCAAUUCUCCCGAAUAGUGACCAACUCGGCGGUCAAAAGCGCGCAAACAUGGACGGCGCAACCCGCGCACGGCGCUGGCGAGUACUACUGCCACGGCGUGGACCUGCGGGAGCUCGACCGCAGCAUCACCGAGCCCCUCGACGGUCUCCGCACCAAUGUACCGACGUUGGUCUUAUCAGAGUGCUGCCUGUGCUACCUCCAAGUGGAAGAGGCGGAAAGAGUGCUGCGUUACUUUACGUCGAGGAUCGCCAAUGUCGCCGCCAUCAUCUACGAGCCCGUGCAUCUCGACGACGUCUUUGGCAAGACCAUGGUGUCCAACCUUGCGGCGCGCCACAUCCACAUGCCGAGCAUGGACCGCUUCCGAAACGCCGGGGACCAGGUGCGGCGGCUGCGCGACGCCGGGUUUCGCGCCGCCGAGUGCCAGUCGAUCGAGUCCAUCUGGGAGUCGUGGAUCGACGCCGCGGAAAAGGAGCGCGUCGACCAGCUGGAGGGCCUGGACGAGGUCGAAGAAUGGAAGCUGCUUGCGGGGCAUUAUGUUGUAGUUUGGGGCGUUCAAGGUGAAGGGCUCGGAACUCUGCUUCCCGCCGAGGACAUGAGCAGCGGCUAA